UAAACCACCCUAGGAUUACUGAGCCCUAAGAAAAGGCGGGAAAGUCCAUUCUCAACCCUAUCGUCAAUUCUGCUCUUACAGAGAAAAGUGUAGAAAGAUCCUUCUAUGGAUGGAUACCUGGUUCCUAUCAUUCCUACUGAAAAUCCCAAACCCAUCAAAAGGUUUCGAUGGAAGAGGAGUCUCAUUGAAUUGAACGGCAAGUUCGAACCCAAGUACCGCCACGACAUUUCGGGUCUUUUGAUGCAAUCCUAUUCUGAGAUUGGAUUGUUUGCUCAUUGCUAUCACAUUGGGGGAGUACAAUGUCCUACACAUAUGAGUUGGUUCGCUAAUGUUGCAUACAUGGAUAACCCAGCGCCGUUCAGAAAGCAGGGCAUCUCUGCACUGGAAUUUGACACCAAGGGUAUAUACUUGGCAUCAGUGACAAAAGAAGGAUGCUUAACAGUGCAUGAUUUUGAAACUCUUUAUUCCCAGGUGAACUUUGAGUGUCCUUCAGGGCUGAAGGAAGAUGAGACAAAGCAUUUGCUGCACAUUUCUACAUGUCAACAACUUGAUGCUGUUCGAUGGAAUCUUGCAAACCAGGAUGAGGUUGCUUGUACAUCUAUGAAAAGCAGUGAAGUGCAUAUCUUCGAUAUUGGGUAUAUCUCUUCUGACCCCGUUGAGGUACUAAGGAAGAGGCCUACAGUUACCAUUCAUGGGUUUGAUGUUCAAAGAGGUUUUUCUGAUAUUGCUUUUUCUUCAAAUAAUGAUUCAAGGGUACUUGCUUCGGAUACAUAUGGCGUAAUAAAUGUAUGGGAUAGAAGAAUGAGUGAUCUCCCAUGUAUUGAGCUCACAACUAAUUCAAACAGCACCCUCAAUAGUAUCCGAUUAAUUGAAGAGAGUCAGAUUAUUUUUGGGGCUUGCAAGAAUGGGAUUAUAUAUAUGUGGGAUCUUCGUGGAGGAAGAUCAUCUACUGGUUUUCAAAGCCAUAGAGAGCCACAUUAUUCUCCUCUGGCGUCGGUGAAGUUAGCAUCGGUGCUGCAGAAAGUUGAGUCUUUGAAGGCACAAUCCAAUAUUGUGUCAAAGGAAAUACACUCAAUUGAUAUUGAUCCAUCUUGCCCAUAUCAGUUGGCAUUCCAUCUUGAUGAUGGUUGGUAAGUUGGGAGUAACAUAUUUACUUGUUAUCUAUCAUUUAAUACCUUAACACUAUUAACUAGCAUGUUCAGGUCACCUGCAAUUCUUUUAUUGGUUGUCUAGAUUAUAAAUAAUCUAUUUAACAGUCUACAAAAGUUGACUUGAUAAAUCAUUUGUUAUAGUUUCCUAGGAUGAUUUUUCAACUUAUUCGAAAUAAAACUUUUACUAACUGCUAAUCAUGUUUCUAAAUUGAAUUCACAGGACACUACUGGAUGGAAUCUUUAAAGUUCUAAAAUGAAUCCUCAAUUAUGAAGAACUGAUACUGACAUGGGAUACAUAUAUGACAUGAUAUGAACACACUAAUAAAAUAAAUUUUUAAAGAGUAGGACUUGGAUAUGUUAAGGAUAUGCAAAUAGAGAUAUCCAUGUAUGUAUUUAUUUAUGUACAUGUAUAUCUAUGUAUAAAUUAAAACGUAAUUUUUUUAUAUAAGAUAUGUGAAAACAUGUCAUUAUGUAUCUACCAAAUAUUCAUGAAAAAAUUAGGUUAUAUUUUGUGCAUACAAACUUGAACCAAAUUUUACACACUUUGAUCUCGGUUUUCUUGAUUCUUCUUCUCUAAUCAGUAUGCUAAAGUAUUGGAAACUAGUGUUGUACUAUUCCUAUUAAUUAUACUCCAAUGCUGCACAGAAAUGCCACAUCUGUGACCUACAGUACUUAAGAAUAAUUCAAUACCUUUUCAAAAUUAAUGAGAGUUAUUUCAAUAUUAAGGAUAAUUGGGAACAGUUGUAUAGGUACCCUCGACUAUCAAAAGAGUGGUUUAAUCCUCAAUUAGAUUUUCUUAGGGAUUACCCUAUAAGGUAGCAUAAAGCAUUGCACAAGGUUUCGAACAGUCACAAAAAAUUCUCAAAAUAUGUAUUUAGAAGAUGUUGGCUCUCCUAAUUCCAAAUUUAGGAAACAACUUCUACAGCCCAUGUCUAGCAAUUCGCACAGUUUAACAUCUGAAACCUAAUAAAAAGCUAUAAAAUUUGUUCAAAACCAUUCUAACCUACAAAAUACAUAAAAUUUUAAGGCUCAAAUUAACUUUAAACAUAAAAGUUUUGAAAUGUGCUUCAUGUGAAAUUAUAGAUUUUCCAUUUUUCUUCUUUCCAUGCUUGCUAUCACCAAGUAUUCGACUAGGAAUUGGGCAUUUCUUUGGACUUAAUUGACUCACCAAAGAUUAUUUAAAGGGUUGAAGUGCAAAAGUACAGAAAACUUAGAUUAGGGUUAGAGAGAGAGGGAAGAACAAGGAGAAGUAUUUUAUUGAACGUAUGUUUUUAGGCUUAUUGAAUCAACCUAAAACCAUUAGAAAAUAUGUAUGUGAAAUACAAUAAUACCCUUACUCAACAUAAAUAAUAACAAAGACACAUAGACAUUCUAACACUCUCCCUCAAGCUAGAGCAUAGAGAUCGAACAUACCCAGCUUAGUAGAACGGCGCUGAAAUGAAGAAAGAGCAAGGGGCUUGGUGAGUAUAUUACCCAAUUGAUCAUUUGAGUGAACAUAUGGUGUCACAAGUUGUUUACACAAUAUCAAAUCCCGAAUAAAAUGACAAUCAACUUCAAUAUGCUUCGUACGCUCAUGAAACACAGGGUUGUUAGCAAUGAAAAUAGCAGCUUGGUUAUCACAGUACAUGCUCAUAGGAGUAGCAACAUGAAUACCAAAAUUCUGUAGAAGUGAACAAACCCAUAACAUCUCAAAAGUAGUAUGAACCAUGGCACGAUACUCUACCUUAGCACUCGAAUGAGCAACAACUGGUUGUUUCUUGCUACGCCAAGUAACAAGAUUAUCCCCAACAAAGGUGCAAUAUCUGGAUGUAAGACGACCAUCAUUUCGACUACCUACACAAUCAACAUCACUAAAGCUAGUGACAGACAGGGAAGAAGGACGAUAAAGUAAACCUCAACCAGGAGCACAUUUGAAAUAAUGUAAGAUUUGGCACACAGCAUCAAAAUGGUGUUGACGAGGAGCAUGUAUAAACUGGCUAACAACACUCACAACAUAAGUAAUAUCCAGACGAGUGACAAUAAGAUAAAUCAACUUCCCAAACAAUCCAGCCAAUAUCAGGAAACAACUCUCCAAUCUCACCAUCAAGUUUAAUUGAGGAGUCCAUAGGAGUAUCACUAGGACGAGUGCCAAGAAGAUCAUCUCAGAAAGAAGAUCAAGAACAUACUUGCGUUGAGAAAGAACUAAAUCCUGAGAGGAGUGAGCAAUCUCAAUUCCAAGAAAAUACUGCAAAUUACCCAAGUCCUUAGUGUGAAAGUGCUUACCCAGAUAAAGCUUCAUAUCAGCAAUAUCGAUGGAGUCACUGUUAGAGAUGAUGAUGUCGUCCACAUAGACAAUGAGAACAAUAACCCCAGUAGAUUAUUUGCGAACAAAAACAAAGUGAUUAGAAGUGGAACGAUGGAACCCAUAGGCAAGCACAAUGGUAAUAAAGUAAUCAAACCAAGCACGAAGUGAUUGCUUGAGUCCAUAUAAAGCCUUUCGUAACCGACAAACUAGAUGCUCACUACUAGGAACAAUAUGUUGACAUAUUAUAAUCACCGAAAGGCACUUAGCAUAUUAUAUUAGCCGAAAGUCUCUAAGAUCUGUAAUCAUUUUUACGCACUCAGGGAUCAUCUUGUAAUUGUCUUUUUUGUAAACCCUAAAUCUUCAUUUAUAAAUAAGGGGUGAUAUCUCAUCAUACCCUAAGCUGGUUACCCAAGCUUCAUGGUAUCAGAGCAUCACCUCCAGGGCUAGGGUUCAAAGCAUACCUAGUUGGAUCAUCUGCUGAAUCGAUCUUCUGCCAUCAUCAUCAUUCCGCUUCGUCUUCGUCUCUGCCAUCAUCAUCAUCCCGCAGUUCGUCACUCGUCUUCAUCAAUCGCAGUUCAUCCCGCAGUUCGUCGCUCGUCUUCAUCAAUCGCAGUUCGUCGAUCUUCAUCGCAGUUCGUCGCUCGUCGAUCUUCUCCCGCAGUUCGUCGCUCGUCUCAGCCCUCGUCCUCGUCGUCCUC
This is a messenger RNA of Camellia sinensis, 4133 nucleotides long. RefSeq names its product Transducin/WD40 repeat-like superfamily protein. NCBI's taxonomy places the organism in Eukaryota, Viridiplantae, Streptophyta, Magnoliopsida, Ericales, Theaceae. The record is from RefSeq and is a predicted model, not a curated record. Gene Ontology annotation, molecular function: protein binding.